This is a messenger RNA of Megalops cyprinoides (Indo-Pacific tarpon), 3147 nucleotides long. It is a transcript of the gene znf703, whose product is annotated as zinc finger protein 703. Gene Ontology annotation, cellular component: nucleus. Gene Ontology annotation, biological process: negative regulation of DNA-templated transcription. The record is from RefSeq and is a predicted model, not a curated record. Bases 476 to 2269 code for a protein of 597 amino acids. The transcript has 2 exons. NCBI's taxonomy places the organism in Eukaryota, Metazoa, Chordata, Actinopteri, Elopiformes, Megalopidae.
AAUGCGCGUUAGAGAAGGAGAGCGGAGAGCUAUUGGGACGUCUUAUGCGUAUCUGGCGCGGUCAUCCGCGUUUUGGGAUUUCUUAUUUUUCACAUUUCCUUUAGUCCAUCUUUCUCUUCGUCCUUCCGCUUGUAUUCUAUUUUAAGGGUUUCCUUCUUCGCCCUCCUCCCUGAGUGCAGCAGCGCAGAGGACUGGUGUCUUUUUCUGAAAAAGAACUAGGAGCGAAGAAGGAUCGGGGGCUUGCACGAUGACCACACUGGAGAGAGUUCCUCCACCGCUUUAAGGCGAAGCGACAAGCACCCGCUUUGAUUUGGCUGGGACAACGCAAAGGGGAAAGAAGGUUUCGCUUGGAUUACAAAAAAAACGACGCAGUAGAAGGGCGCGCUGUUUAUUGAUUUUGUAAUGUAUACAUAAAUGCUCUUUGAAUUAUUCCCGACCGCUGCCCUCGCUCAAACCCUACUCCGCCUCGCUCCAAAUGAACGAUUCUCCCUGUGGAUCUGAGGCACACAUAGGCAGUCAGUCAUCCGAACGCACCAGCAGCGACGUCGACGGCAGCAAUAGCGAGCGUCCCUUCAAGAAUAUUAAGACCAAAGGCUUUUCGGUGUCCUCACUCUCACCCACGGAUCCUAUACGCCAGGCAAAGCGGCUGCCCAUUCGGAUUCUCAAGAUGUUGACCGCGCAUAGUAGCCACUUGCUUCACCCGGAGUAUCUACAGCCCUUGACCUCCGCACCAGUAAGCAUUGAGCUGGAUGCCAAGAAGAGCCCUCUGGCACUGUUAGCACAGACCUGCUCUCAGAUAGGCAAGCCAGACCCACCUCCCUCCACCAAACUGGGCUCCAUCACCUCUAAUGGCCUCAGUGACAAGGAACCUGGCGGCCGCUCCUCCAGCUCCAGCCUCAAGCUCGGAGAGCAGCACCAGUCUCUGGAGGACAAGUCCAGCUUCAAGCCUUACUCCAAAGUCGGCGGUGAGGUUCGGAAGGAGGGACCUGGUGCCAACGGCGGCGCAGACAAAGCCGGGUUUCGGGUGCCCGUCGGCAGUGGCAGCGCGGUUGCCUGCCCGUCGUUUCCCCCGCAUGCCAACUCGCCCAACUCCAGAACUGGCUCGCCCCACCAGCACUCACAGCUGCAGUCGCACAGGCAGACGCAGUCCCCCCCGGCCCAGCAGACACAGCACUCCCAGGCCCUGCACGCGGACUCCAAGCCUGGGGCCGCCGAUUUGGGCAGCGCAGACUCCAGUGGUGGCGGCGUGAAAAAGGAGGUGGAGCUGUGCAAGUCGGCGCUGGAUGGCGCCCAGCUCGCCAACUCAAGCCAUGCGCGGGCCAGCGCUAACUCCAGUAACGCCAGCGCAGACAGCAGCCCGCAUCAUGAGGGCAAGGCUGACUCAAACACGUCCCAGUCAGGCCCUGUGUCUGGACAUAUAGCACCCGUCUCCCCCUUCAAACCAGGCCACUCUGUCUUCCCCCUGCCGCCCUCCAGCAUGGGAUAUCAUGGGUCCAUUGUUGGUGCCUAUGCUGGCUAUGCGUCCCAGUUUGUGCCUGGGUUGGAUCAUACCAAGUCCACUCUGGUGGGAGGGGGGAUCGGGGUUCCUGGAAAACACCCCAGUUCCAGCCCCCUCACUGGAGCCUCUCCGCCCUCCUUCAUGCAGGGCUUGUGCAGGGACCCAUACUGCCUGACCUAUCCCAACGCUCCCCAUCUGGGGGGCAGCAACUGCACAUCGUGCGUCCACGACCCCUCCUCCACGCUCAAGUCAGGGUUCCCCUUGGUGUACCCCACUCACCCUCUCCACUCACUCCACCCCAGCUCCCUGUCUUCCAGCGUCACGCCCUCCCUGUCCCACCCCCUCUACACCUACGGCUUCAUGCUGCCCAACGAGCCUCUUCCCCAUGCCUGCAACUGGGUGUCAGCGGGGGGCCCAUGUGACAAGCGCUUCGCCACCUCCGAGGAGCUGCUGUCCCACCUGCGCACGCACACCGCGCUCCCGGGUAUCGACAGCAAGCUCCUCUCCGCCUACCCAUCGUCCGUCUCGUCCGCUGCCUCCUGUCACCUCCACCUGCCCCCGCCCAGCAGCCCCAGCUCCCUCCCCAGCUCCUUCUCCCUGCGGGCCCCACCGAGCCUGGGCCUCGCACGCUACCACCCCUACAGCAAGGCCCACCUGCCCUCGGCCGCCUCGCUGCCCAUGCAUUCUCUCCCGGCGUCCGCACCCUACUACUCCCCCUACGCCCUCUACAGCCAGAGGCUGGGCUCCGCCUCUGCCCUGGGUUACCAGUGAUCCGUGUUUGGGAGAGUGGGACCCAUUCUGGGUUGCUGAAAUGUGGGCGGCACUUGUUAGCCAGCAAGUUGCGCUGGGAUGGUCCGGGUCUGUGCUGGCCAAGUUUUUACCGGCGCGUAUAUAACGCCUGCUGGCCGCUUGUAGGGGGAGGCCAUCGACUUUGCACUGAGAUUCCCAAGCCCCAAAAUGGAAGGACUAGUAUUUUGCGAUGGAGAGGAGGGCUCAGGGGACCACCAGAGCCACCCCAGUGAACCUCUGCGUGGGCGAAACCAGGAGAGACGGACACGUUUGAGCUUGACUCUUGAGUGUGUGGGAUUAGUUUUUGUUUUUGGUUUUAGAUUUUUUUUUUUCUCCCAGACUGAAAAAAUAUAUUUAUUUUCAUGGAGUGCUUGGCUUUCAAGUUGGGGGAAAAUUUAUUAUCCAAAUGCAUUGUUCUUAAUUAUUCUUAUUAUAAUGAUAAUUCUAAUAAUAAAUAUUAUUAUACUUGCUAUACACUUUUUAUUAAAGUUUUGUGGUAUGCGACAUGGCAAAGAUGAACUGCAAGCUUCUAACAAAGGAACACCUAUCUGUCCACAAAUGCCUCAUAUUCUUUUCUUUUUCUAUAGUUUUCUGUGCAUUUUUUACCCCUCCUGCAGUUUGGUCCCUCUGGUGGGGUGACUAUGUGCAUGCUCUGACUGACAACCAAUGUCAAAAGUCCCCGACUGGGUGCUUAAAAUGCCAUUUAUUUUUGAUUUGAGCAAAAAAAAAAAAGAAACAAAGAGAUGUAAUAUUUUUUGUAAUGUAAUUACGUCAACAGACUGGGGUAGCCGAGGGGUGAUCGAGACAGGAAAAAUAAAUAAAGCGAAAGAGCGCAUACUGAUGGCAGUGCUGUCCAUUCA